Molecule: messenger RNA, 1712 nt
Organism: Linum tenue
Lineage: Eukaryota; Viridiplantae; Streptophyta; Magnoliopsida; Malpighiales; Linaceae
Source: the annotation of a GenBank genome assembly
GCCCCGGUUAGAUCAGCCAGCCGCUCUGUUCUUCAGUCGUUUUCGCUUGACGGCUCUACUGUCUCGAUCGUCUCCUCCAAUUCGUGUUUAGGGCUUCCGGCUGCCGCUGUAGGAGCCGGUAGCUUCCGCCCAGGGGAGACUCCCCCGUCGGCGAUCUGCUCUCUGUUGGCCGCCCGCCUGCCCCACUCUCGUUGGAGUAACUUAGAUCCGAAUUCUGCAAUGGAUCGAGGAAAGAAGCAGGGCAAGUUCAUUGCCAACAAGAACAACAAGAUCUACAUGGAUCUCAAGGACAUCAUAAGAGAAGUAGCCCUUCCAUUCCUUCCCGCCAAAUCCCUCCGGCGGUGCACAACCGUCUGCCGUGAGUGGAAGCUGCAGAUCUCCACCCCUUUCUUCGCCCACAGCCAGUCCAACUCAUUCCACGACUUGUCCGGAUUCUUCUGUCGCUCCACCUCUGGCGAACCCACAUUCAUACCCUUGGACCCAAUGGCAUAUGGCGUCGCUGACCCGUCCUUCAGCUUCCUGCCUGAACCGGUCCAUGUCCGAUGCUCCUCCAAUGGCCUAGUCUGCUGCCAGGGCCGAAGCGGCCAGAAACCAUACUACGUCUGCAACCCUGUCACCAAGCAGUGGACCAAGCUCCCUAAGCCCAAUGCUGAUCACGGGUCUGACCCUUCAAUCGUGAUCGCCUUUGAGCCCUCGCUGCUCAACUUUGUUGCCGACUACAAGCUGAUCUGUGCAUUCCCUUCUGACCUCGAUGGCUGCGAGUUCGAGAUAUACUCUUCGGCCACAAAAGGUUGGAGAAUCUCUAAUGAGAUCUGCUUCGGGGACAGUAAGCUCAUGUCAACUCCAGGUGUGUAUGCUGGUGGGAGUGUCUAUUGGCGGUCGAAAACCAGAGGGAUCCUGGCCUUCAAUCUCACGAGCGAGCGGUCGACUAUCCAGUCCUCAUGCGGGUACAGUUACUCAUCCUCUGGUGAGAUCUGUGCUCUCGGGUUUACGAACGGGAAGCUCGCUGUUGCUUCCAUCACUGGUCCCCAGCUGAAAGUUUUUCAACUGUCCAACACCUUCACCAACACGAUGCAGAUGAAUAGUAGAGCCUCAGCUUGGAAUAUGAACCACGAGGCGGUGAUCGAGUCUUUCCUCUUCGAAGGGAAUCGGCUGGAUCAAGCUAGCGCGAUGUUUGUGGGCGGGGAUACCGUGGUGAUUAAAGCAGCCAAGGCGCUUGUUUGCUAUAACAUGAGAACCAGGAGAUUCUCGACGGUAGCAGCUGAUGUUGAUUUCAACUCCAAGAUGGUUCCCUAUGUUAAUAGCCUCGUCGAGAUGUGAGUCAGACUUUAUAAGAUCUCCUCUCCUCUCCUCUCUCUCGGCUCUGACUUUGUGAGUGGAACUCUGAGUCUGAAGCUUGAGAACUAGGAAUAAAGCUCUCUAGAUGGAAGUUCCCUGACUGUCCUCUCAAAAGAGUGCAGAAUUUAGAAUGGUUAACUGUGGUUGCUGAUGUGUAAAUGUGUUUUGGGGUACUUUUCCUGUUUUUUUAGGGUUGUUGCUGGGUCAGAAUCUUACAGCCAAUAUUUCUGGAUGUGAAUUUAUCUCGUUUCGAUUUUGGUCUAGGAUCCGGAACGAUUCGCAUUUGCUUCAUUUCACGUUUCUCCGGUAAACUCCAACCGUCGAAAAAUCGCCAUCCAAUGCAAGCUUCUCCCUUGUUCGAGGCUGUUUUCAAA